Molecule: messenger RNA, 1619 nt
Organism: Athalia rosae (coleseed sawfly)
Lineage: Eukaryota; Metazoa; Arthropoda; Insecta; Hymenoptera; Athaliidae
Gene: Pbp49
Product: snRNA-activating protein complex subunit 3
Exons: 6
Coding region: 40-1383 (447 amino acids)
Biological process (GO): snRNA transcription by RNA polymerase III; snRNA transcription by RNA polymerase II
Cellular component (GO): snRNA-activating protein complex
Molecular function (GO): bent DNA binding; RNA polymerase III type 3 promoter sequence-specific DNA binding; RNA polymerase II cis-regulatory region sequence-specific DNA binding
Source: RefSeq, a predicted model, not a curated record
UAUACGCGACAUCUUGAGUUCAACGUUUGUGACGCUGGAAUGAGUGUGUGUUCACAUCUUAUGUGGAUACUGUUGUCAGUGUCGUAUUGUUGUGUGAAAAUUGUUGUUGACAAUUUUCUUUUCAAUGUAUUGACAAUCCAAAAUCACAUUUUUGACGCGAUGGAUGAUAUUUACGGAUUCUAUGCGAAAUCUUCAUCGGAGCGAUUGAACAUCUUUGAAUACUUCAAAAAGUACAGUGAAUUAGCCAACCUAAAACAACUUGCACAGCUAAGAUCAAAUGACGAUCAACAGUCAGGAAUUCUCCAGAUAAUGGAAAUGGACAUUGGAGAAGAGAAUUUUGCAGCUCUGGCUGAAUAUUGCAACGUGCAAAAUUUGACAAUCCCUGGGGAAUUUGCAAAGCCUGAAGAUACACGUCUAGCCAAUCGAAAAGAUACUUACGAGUCAAAAGAUAUUCCCCCAAAUGUCGAUCUACAAACGCUGAAGACCAUUCAGAGACGACUGAAAAUGCCUCAGAAAUCAUUUAUUCAUAAUUUGAAGUACAGGGGUGAAUUAUGUAUCCAGUCAGGAGAAACAAAGUUGGUAGGUCAGGAACAAGACCAGACAAUAGAGCCUGGUAAGGACUUUUUACUUUUUGUGAGGAUCUACUUGCCGUUUCUUCACCAGACAAAGUUUUUGACUAGGAAACCCAAGGUAUCGACAAGCCACAUUGUGGCUAUUCUGGGAACGCAAACACUGGCACAACUUAGGGACCUCAUUAUAUGCACAUCUGAUCUAUCGAUAUCAACGGAAAGGAGUGAUAAUCCCCACAUCACAGUUCAGCAUCAGGCCAAAGAUGUCUAUAAAUCCGCAUUCUUCUACAUCGAGAAUACUUUCUACAAUGAUCUUCGCGAUGCAGCAAAUCAUGACAAUAGUCAAGAUAUCAGAACCUGGGCAGAAGGGCGAAAUUUGGGACCAUUUAAAGUUGCGAGAAUGGAAGAUACAACUAUAAACUCUCUUAACGUCAGAUUUGGAUUCCCUUGGGUCUAUCAGCACCAAGGGACCUGUGAACAUUUGAUCGUGUUCUCUGACGCUAGAUUAGUCAACUUAUCUGAUCCACUUUCGGUAUCGAGCUAUCCAAGGAUUCAUAGGAUGCGGGCGUGUUCAACAAAAUAUUGCAUGGUCUGCGGAAUGUUUGCCGCCAAUUGGAUAACAACAAACAAUGAAAGGAUCCCUCACGAACCAUGUUAUUUUUGCAACAGUUGUUUCCAAUCAUUUAAUUACAUAAAUGGAACGAAAAUUGGAAACUUCAAAGCAUACCUAUACCCCUCGACAAACGUUACUGACAGCUUUCAGAGUAUUCCACUCUCCGCUUCUGACCCACGAACGAGUGAAGAAGAGGACUAAAAGUGCAGUGAAGCAGGAAACAACUAUUUUUGGGCUAUAGUAUUUAGUGAGACGAUGUAAUCCGAUUGCAAUAAGGAGACAGAAGCCUGCAGAAGGAACGUAAAGUGUCCGUUCUGCGAUAACGAAACCUACGUUGAAGAACAAAUUCGUAGCAGGAAGAAAAGGAAUAAACAUAAGAGCUAAUCCCAUCAUUGUGUGCCUGAAAAUACCCGAAAUGAAUUAUCGUGUUAAUGGAA